Molecule: messenger RNA, 663 nt
Organism: Penicillium bovifimosum
Lineage: Eukaryota; Fungi; Ascomycota; Eurotiomycetes; Eurotiales; Aspergillaceae
Product: integrase zinc binding domain-containing protein
Exons: 3
Coding region: 1-663 (220 amino acids)
Source: RefSeq, a predicted model, not a curated record
AUGAUCUGGGUAGAAAGACAGUAUCAUUCUGUUCUUCACAAGGGUAUCAAAUGGCUCUGGGGUGCGACAUUCCCGUUUCCAUAUGAUCACUACACAGUACAGGGCAUUGUACUCUUCAAAGAGAGAUACUACAUCCCCUCCGGCGAGAAGCUCAAAUCAGAGAUAUUGCGCUUACAGCAUGACGAUCCAAUUACAGGUGGACAUUUCCGCAGAGCCCGAACAGUCGAUAUGGUCAGCCGCAAGUACUACUGGCGAAACAUCCACGACGAAGUCAAGGAAUAUCUGAAAUCAACCGUCAUCGCGCAGAACGGUGCCUUCACGAAUGGCGAGACUACUCUGUCGUCAGGGUGUAGAUCAACUUGUCUGUUCGCUUCAGAGGACCGCCGGGCCCGGCCGGACAUGGCCGAGGACUCUCCAGCCAACAUGAGUCAAGACCGACCGCUCUGGAACGCCCGUGUGGCCACUAUGACCCUUGUUCGAGGCGUACCUGAGGAUGACUGGUUGGCCGCGACAAUUCAGUUCCUCGAUGAUGGAACAGAGUUGGCCGACAAGAACAUCGCCCGGGCCGUGAAGGAGUUCGCUGCGAAGCUGAGCUUCCGACUCGCGCCCGUGCCCGGACGGCGGUCCCCUGAAGCGAACAGACAAGUUGGUCUACACCCAUGA